Molecule: messenger RNA, 306 nt
Organism: Entrophospora sp. SA101
Lineage: Eukaryota; Fungi; Glomeromycota; Glomeromycetes; Entrophosporales; Entrophosporaceae
Source: the annotation of a GenBank genome assembly
AUGCCUAAUAUUUGUUGUAGUUGUAAGGAACCAUCGUCGCCAUUAUAUACAGAUUGUAUUGUUACACAUUCCUUUAUGGUAGUAGGGAUGAGAUUUCGCGGUGGUCAUAAGUUUAAGAAAUCAGAUACCAUCACUCUUGAACCGGAGCCUUCUAAUACGUAUGAUAAGAAUGCGAUAAAAAUUAUGGUAGAUGGUAUCCAUAAAGCCUAUGUGGCAAAGGACGAGAAUGUAAGUAUAGGAGAUUUGAUGAGACGCUACCCUCGUUAUCGGAUGUCGCGAUACACUACAAGCAUCGAGGGACUAUGA